UUCAGUAGAGAAACUGAUGGGUGUUGCUGAAAAAGUGCGGCGUAUAACUGGUCCUGCUAAACAGCAGUGGAUGAACCUUAGGCAUAACGAAAGCUGUGUGUCCAUAGAAAAGCUGUUUGAUGAUAUGGAGAAUGUUGUGAAGUCGGCUAAAAAAGAAACACAAAGACAGCAGAUCAAGGUUAUCAGGACUUUUGAGGAAAGGUGGAGUAUAUUGGGAGAGACGAACACAGUCUUCGAUAAGAAACUAAAGGAGCGAUACGGCGAAAAUUCGUCACUCAAGAAAAAGAAUAAAAAACUCACGGAAGACAACAAAAGAUACAGUAUUGAGCUCAUGGAACUUAAAGCUCUUAGAACAGCGAACCAUCAGUUGGAACAGAGAUUGUCCCAGCUUGAGAUCGAUAAGGCACGUCUUUUACAGAACUUUCUGCAAGAAAAAAGCAGAGAAAGAGGACGCAUUAACCCGAUUAAAAACCUCAGAAGUGAGUAAACUUAAUGAUAGUAACCCGAACGUGGUAGACCUUCAUGACAUGAAAAGACCCACCGACAUUUUGGUGACGAUGAUGGAGGAGCUUUACAAAAACGAGUGGACGGAUGCGUUUCUAGAAUUGAAGAAGGAUAAUCCUGACUCGAAUGAAGAGACUAAUAUUGCACAGGAACUUGUAAACAUAUUAAAGGCAAUUUUCAAUUAUUCUUCAUGUGUCGACGCGUGUACCUCAAAAUUACGUGAAGAAGGCUUUAAUGUUCGUCUCCCUGCUGUUGAUCGGGAUAAUCUAUGAUUCAAUAUCAAUAUUUAUAGUU
Dreissena polymorpha is the source of this 798-nucleotide messenger RNA. RefSeq lists its product as uncharacterized. The record is from RefSeq and is a predicted model, not a curated record. The transcript has 6 exons. Bases 17 to 487 code for a protein of 156 amino acids. Lineage: Eukaryota; Metazoa; Mollusca; Bivalvia; Myida; Dreissenidae.